AUUAAAUGUAAUUUAUAUACCAUCUAAAAUUGUAUGAGUCAAUUGAUCGAUAGAAUAUGUUGAUUAAUUACCAAAAAAUAGAAUUAUUUGAUUCAAAUCCAAUCGAUUCACAGGUUCUUCAAACAAAAUCCCCUGGCUUGAGUUGAAUUUUCACUUGACGUGAUCACCAUCUGGAUAUAUUUGGAAAUUUUCUUCCCAUAUACUCCGUAUUUCAAGGAUCCUUUGGAAAAUUGGAAUUUGAGAUUUUAUCUUAAAGUUGCUGUUUCGUAAAUCCCUGCUCAAAGUCUAGUUCGAAAUUUGCUUUUUUUUUUGCAAUAGCAUUUCUCUAGCACUAAUUUAUGAUCUCUGGAUUUUGUCCGUCUAUUAUUCGAUGUGAUCUGAUGCUGCGACUGAUUUAUUGGGUUUUAUUGAUUUCUGGGCAUGCCCGAGAGUUUGAUAUUCCACAAAUUGGAUUUGAUCUAUGAGGACAAACUUUUCAUUUGGGUCUGGUAGCCCCAAAUCAUUCCAAGCGUACCCUAGGGGCGAUUUUGACCUAGAAUCUGGAAUUCCAAAAAGAAGCAGAAAACCCAAAAGCUCGCCAUUUCAUCCCAUCAAAAUGAUCAAGUCAUUAGGUGAUCAGAUAAAUUACUACUAUAAGGUUCGCCCACUUUUGCUGUUCUUUAUCUCCUUCUGUCUUGCGGUUACUAUUAUUUUCAUAUUGUCUUCCUACGAGACCCGGUUUCGGGUUAUGGGUAACUUAAAGAAACCCAAUAAGGGUGUAGAAAUGUAUCCGUUUUCCGAGUUCAAGAAUCUGGUAAUGGUUGCCGGGCACUCGGUUUACACUAGCAGUAGUUGUGAGAGUGUUGAGAAGGAGAACGCUUGGUUCUUGGAGUCAUAUCAGAAGCAUCCUGGCCAAGCUGAAACCUUUGUAGCGCAUAUACAGAAGGGAGUUGAAAUUACAGCAACUGAUGACGUGGCUUUGCUUCUGUUCAGCGGUGGAGAGACAAGGAAAGAGGCGGGGCCCAGAAGCGAGGCACAAAGCUAUUGGAUUGUUGCUGAGUCUAAAGGAUGGUUUGAAAAUCAAGAAAUUGUGAGGAGGAGGGCACUCACUGAAGAGCAUGCUAGAGACAGUUUUGAGAACCUUCUUUUUAGUGUUUGCAGGUUCAGGGAACUCACUGGUUCAUAUCCACAUAAUAUAACAGUUGUGGGUUACGACUUUAAGGCUGAGAGGUUUGUUCAACUGCACCGCACAGCCAUAAGAUUCCCAGAAAGUAGAUUCAUUUACUCAGGAACCCCAUCAUCGCCAAGUUCAAGGGAUGCAGCUUUGAAAAGUGAGGCCUUUGUGAGGACGCAGUUCCAAGAUGAUCCUUACGGAUGUAAAGGCUCACUCUUCCGGAAGAAGUUAGGACGUGAUCCCUUUCAUCGUUCAAUCCCUUAUCCCAAUGGGUGUCCUGAAAUUGAAGGGUUGUUCCGAUACUGUGGUAGGGCUCCAUACCCAGGCUCAUUGCCUUGGGGCUAAGUAGAUAUGUGAAGUUUUACAAGAGUAAGGGUUUUCGGCUUAUGAGUUAUAUUUAUAUGCUAAUGUAUCUUUUCUUAGGACGCCCUUCUUUUUUCUUUCAAAGAUGUAUGUUUGGUUAUUAUAUUUUUGGCUUGUUAACUUAAUAUAUAAGCAACUUAAAACUCACCAUUCUAUCUUAUUCUUUACCAUUUACCUAAAGAAGACUCAAAAUGAG
Cuscuta europaea is the source of this 1712-nucleotide messenger RNA. The record is from the annotation of a GenBank genome assembly. NCBI's taxonomy places the organism in Eukaryota, Viridiplantae, Streptophyta, Magnoliopsida, Solanales, Convolvulaceae.